Octopus bimaculoides (California two-spot octopus) is the source of this 4319-nucleotide messenger RNA. RefSeq lists its product as uncharacterized. Lineage: Eukaryota; Metazoa; Mollusca; Cephalopoda; Octopoda; Octopodidae. Gene Ontology annotation, molecular function: DNA-binding transcription factor activity, RNA polymerase II-specific; RNA polymerase II cis-regulatory region sequence-specific DNA binding. The record is from RefSeq and is a predicted model, not a curated record. Gene Ontology annotation, cellular component: nucleus. Gene Ontology annotation, biological process: neuron differentiation; regulation of transcription by RNA polymerase II; cell development.
AAAAAAGCACCUAAGCGAAAAGGAAAAAGAGAAAAAGUUGAAGUGAACAACUGCUAGAGACUGUUAAGAGAAUAUAGUCUGUUCCACGAGCUGCCAGCGAGUAGGUUGGCUUGCACAAGGCUUCUCACACUCUCUGUAUAAUGUCGAAACUGGAAUCUAACUUAAGGUCUCGGCUACAAAAACAACAAUAACAACAACUGCAACAACAACAACAACAACAACAAUAAUAAUAACAUAAAAACAGAAACAACAGAAAGCCCCCGAAAACUUCAAGAACAAACAAACAAGGAAAUAAUUGAAAACAAAAACGAACAAAAACAGUAAAAAAAAAAAAGAAGCAUAUCCCUGUUAUAGAAUGAUGUAUAUAUAUAUAUAAAUAUAAAUACACAUAUAUUCAAACACAUGUAAAUAUAUACAUAUGUAUUAUGUAUUAAUUUUUCUUUUACAUUUUUGUUUAUGAAACUUAAAAAGGAAAGGAAAUACUUCAAGAAAAGGGUGGUUUUGGUAUGUUACGUACCCUGUUUCAUGAAAAGAAAAAACGGACUUACCUGCUCUGGACUAUGUUCAUGGUUGUUAUUUUUUAUGUUGCUGUUACAUUGUACCAGUCAGUUAUUUAAUAACUAAUUUUGUUUUAACAAAAUUUAACCUUUCUUUGUUUUUUUUUGUUCCGUUUAUCAUUUUAAUCUGUUGUUAUUUUCUGUUAACUGUCGGGGAAAAUUAAUUACAAAGAAACAACAAUUAAUUUCUAGUCACCAUUAAUUAUUAAAAUAUUUAUUUAAAGUAUAACCAACAAUUUUUUAUUGUUCUUUAAUUAAAUCUGGAUACAAAUUUUCUUAUUAUAUUCUUUCUCUUCCUCAUUUAUAUUAUAAUUAAACACACACACACACAUAUAUAUAAUUACAUAUGCAUACGUACACGUAAAUAUAGAGAUGAAUGCACAAUAUUUCAUUUAAAUAUUUCAACGUAUUUCUAUGCCUCUAUCGAUAUAGUUAUAAAUAAUGUCUCUACAUAUGAAGCAUUAUUACCUCAUUUUCAAAACUCAUGGAAUUUAAUUUGCGAUGACAUAUGCUUCCAAUGUGUAUAUAUGUAUAUAUGUAUAUAUAUAGAUGAUAUAUAUAUGCAUAUAUAAACACAUAUAUGCAUCCAUGCUCAAUAACACAGAUUUCGCUACCUCUAAACAAAUAUUUGAUUGAGACGAAAAAGAGAAAAUUAAUUAAGAAGAGAAACGUAAGGAAUAUAAAAGAAAAGAGAAAAUGACGGCUAAACUGCAGUACGUAUGACAAUGACCGUCUCACCCUUCCUCAAAGGACUAAAAAAAAAAUAACAAGGAUGAAUGAAUAGAGAAUGAGACAACAUAAAUAACAACAAUAACAGCAACAACAGCAGCAGCAGCAACAACAACAACAACAAUAACAACAAAUUUAUUUAGUUAAAAAGUUUUUUUGUUUUGUUUCUUUUUUUUUUUCAUUUUCAAGAAAAGACAACUUCAAAGUUUUUAAAGACUUUAUUCAAUUUGACGCAGGGAUUUUAAAAGUGAUAAUCCAAAAAUAGACCAAAUCAAAAAAAAAAAAAGAAAAAAAUCAAGUGUCCUUCACUAUUUUUACAUACUACUACUACUACUACUACUACUACUACUACUACUUGGCACCACUAAUAAUAAUAAUAGUAGUAUUUGUGAUUGUUAUUGUUAGUGAUAAUCCAACCAAUAGGCACUUUUUGUACCAAGGAUAACAACCACAAGAAUUGGAUGUUCGAAACAAAACUGACGCUUCGAAAUUCACCAACGUAUUUAUUUAUACAAAGCGUAUACAUACAUACACUCAUUAAAUUGUCACAAAAGUACAAAACAAACACACACGAGCGCAUUUGCAAAAACAUAUAAAAAACAUACACAAACAUAUACAUACAUAGAUACACACAUACGCAUGUGUAUGAGCCGAUCAAUUGUAUGUUAAUUAAUUAAUUAGCUCCAUAUAAAAUGAACGGAGAUUCUUUUGUUUUCUCCUGUCAGUUUUACAUUCCUGGGUAUUUAUAAUUUAAAUAUUUUAUAAGAUCAGACAGAAAAAAAUAUACAAACGUAAAGCAUAUCUGGUUUAUCAUGAAUGCAUUCACUCAUAAAUAUCCUUUCCCCUCAUAUAAACACACACCAUUACUAUAAAACAAAAUACAUAUAUAUUUAUAAUAUAAUUGCUGAGUUCAUAUUAAUACACUCAACACUUCAGCCGCUGUUUAUUUAAAUUACAAUUUAUUUCAUUUUCAUUUUAUACUUUUAAAUAUGGACAUACAUCUACAUACAUAAAUACAUCCAUACAUCAAGCAAACACUGGCUGGUUCAUAAUCAGCCACGACCCACCCAUCCCAGGCGCGAAAUUAACAUCCACCUUUUCCUCCCCACCCGGCAUUUUUCACUUUAGUGUUUAUUCAAUAUGCAAGCGAGAUUAUACGACAUUUUACAAAUGUCGACGGCUGGAACAGGUGCGUCUUCAAAUCGCGGAUGUUGUGAAAAUGGACGUCCAAUUAUUACGGACCCUCAUACUGGACAGACGAUUUGCUCAUGCCAGUACAGUGCCAGUUUAUUGAAUUAUCCCCGUGUUCCAGGAUUGACCGAGAGUGUUUAUAGUGGAGCAUCGGCGUAUGCUGCUGCCGCUGCUACCCAGGGCUAUUUACCUCUCGGCGCCGAAGGAUCAGCAUUCUACUCGCCUUUGAAUGGACCUUAUGAAGUAAAAGACAGUCCCGAUGGACUUCGUUCUUUGACACAGCCAGCAUCUUAUUUCCCUUAUGACCCAUCUAUGGCAGUUUACCCGUAUGGGACGGGGUAUGGCGGAUUAGAUUUGAAUGCUCGGCGGAAGAACGCCACUCGAGAGACGACAAAUACUUUAAAAGCAUGGCUUUACGAACAUCGCAAAAAUCCAUAUCCAACCAAAGGAGAGAAGAUCAUGUUAGCUAUAAUCACUAAAAUGACACUGACACAGGUUUCCACGUGGUUUGCAAAUGCACGGCGGCGUCUGAAAAAAGAAAAUAAAAUGACAUGGUCGCCACGCAAUAGGUCUGAAGAUAGUACUGAUAACUUAGAUAGUGAGGGAGAAACAGAAAACAAAGAAUCAGAAAAUGGAGACGCAUCAGUAACGGCAACGACUGCAGGAGUUGAGAAAGAAGACCAUGGAGAUGAUAAUCCACGGGUGCACAGCCCAGGUCAUACUGUUGAUAACGGCGAAAGACCUCACCGAAAAGUAUUGGAUGAUUCCGAUGCAGAUUCUGAUUUAGAAGACCCAUCAGUGCUGAAAGAUGAACUAGUUACAUCAUCCACUAAAGACCGACGCCCCUUAGGUUUGGGUCACGCGAGCAAAGCUCUUCUUACCAUGGAUGGUAAUAUAUCAAUAAUGGCCGCGCACUCACCGGCUAUCGACGUUUUAUCGGACUCUAAUCGAGAAGGUGACCUAAUAAAAGAGGGCCAUUCCAUGACAUCGUCGAACAGUCACGUACAUAGCAAUGUAAAUGGCAACAGCAGUAGCAGCAGCAGCACUAGCGGCGGCAGUAGCAAUAACAAUAAUAGUAGCAAUACCAGCGGACGUAUUUCAACUCUCAAGAACAACAACAACAACAACAGCAACAACAAUAACAACAGCAGCAGCAGCAACAGCAACAGAACUACUAACAAUCAGCUUAAUUCACAAUCUCGCAAUGACAUGGACAGUUCAUCACCUGUACGACCGAAAAUCUGGUCGGUCUCGCAAUUUCUCGUGAACUCUCCAUCUAGCAGCAGCGAAAGUAAUAGCAGUAGUAGUAGUCCAGUUGGUGGCGCCAGCGGUGGAGUUCCGGUGGGCAAAACCGUGCCAGUUUUCACAUCGGGUAACAGAUUGCACCCGAGUCCGGGUUAUCUUUAUCUACAAUCAGCUAGUCAAACAUGGAAUGGGGGACGUUACGGGGCUCUUAGCGCAUAUCCUAUUUCUAUGUCUCACACAACUCUCUCAUAUCCUUAUAGUCUAUCAACACAUACCUCUUCAAAGACUGCACUUGGUGUAGCUGCUACGGCGGUGCACAGUGCAGCAAGUGUCGAACUUUUACACAAUGCCGAAAAACUGGCUAGCUCACAAAAAGGAUUGUUUUCACCAGCCAGAGAUAUAGAUGGCAUGAGGAACAGACUAUUCCCCAAAGAAGCUUCAAAAUAUUUCUGAAACGAUGUUGUUAUAUAGGUCUAAGUGUAAACGAGUAAAAUAAUUCGCGACACAACAGUCUACAACUGACAAUAAUCAUUUGACAGCAUUCGAACAUACACACACACACAAACACAACAAAAUUCUAACGAUAAUGAAAGGUUU